Molecule: messenger RNA, 1317 nt
Organism: Panicum virgatum (switchgrass)
Lineage: Eukaryota; Viridiplantae; Streptophyta; Magnoliopsida; Poales; Poaceae
Product: hypersensitive-induced response protein 1-like
Exons: 2
Coding region: 222-1115 (297 amino acids)
Source: RefSeq, a predicted model, not a curated record
AUCGACACUGUCUAGGUGCCACCUCAGUGUUGCGGCCUACACCGGUCAGUUACGUGUUAUGUCCAUUGAUUUCCUGAAUUUUUAGUGCACUUGGUUGCUCUUCUCUCCUCUCUCACAUCAGUGGAUAGUGAGAUAGUCCAAGUCUUCCCCUUUGCUGAGCUCCAUCAGGAGCUAGCCAAUAUCCAUCCAUCGUUGGAUCGUCCCAUCGAGCAUCAACCGAGAUGGGCGCCGGGUCGUCGGUGGACUUGCUGCAGCUGCUGUGCUGCGCGUGCGUGGAGCAGUCGACGGUGGCCAUGGAGGAGACGUGCGGGCGCUACGACACGGUGCUGGACCCGGGCUGCCACUUCAUGCCCUGGUGCGUCGGCCGGAGGGUCGCCGGCUACCUCUCCCUCCGCGUGCAGCAAGACCAAUUCUGUCGUGGCGAGACCAAGAGCAAGGACAACGUCUUCGUCACCGUCGUGGCGUCCGUGCAGUACCGCGCCCUGGCGGACAGGGCCUUCGACGCCUUCUACCGCCUCAGCAACGCCCGCGAGCAGAUCCAGUCCUACGUCUUCGACGUGAUCAGGGCGAGCGUGCCGAACAUGAACCUGGACCAGGUGUUCGAGCAGAAGAACGAGGUGGCGCGGGCGGUGGAGGAGGAGCUCGCCAAGGCGAUGGCCAUGUACGGGUACGAGAUCGUGCAGACGCUGAUCGUGGACAUCGAGCCCGACGAGGUGGUGAAGCGCGCCAUGAACGACAUCAACGCGGCGGCGCGGCUGCGCGUGGCGGCGGUGGAGCGCGCCGAGGCCGACAAGAUCCAGCAGGUGAAGCGCGCCGAGGGGGAGGCCGAGUCCAAGUACCUGGCGGGCGUCGGCGUCGCGCGCCAGCGCCAGGCCAUCGUCGAGGGCCUCCGCCGCUUCGUGCCAGACGAGAAGUCCGUCAUGGACAUGGUCCUCGCCACGCAGUACUUCGACACCAUCAGGGACAUCGGCGCCACGUCGCGCGCCGCCACCGUCUUCAUCCCGCACGGCCCCGCCGCGGUGCACGACGUCGCCACUCAGGUCCGCGACGGCGUGCUUCAGGCCGCCGCGCACGCACCCGCACCCGCACCCGCACCCGCCGCCGGAGCCAGGUGACUGUGUCCACCGUGGUUUUCCAGCUGCCUGUGCACUCUUGCUCCGGUGUGUUCGUACGUACAUCGGCACACACACGCAUGUAAAUUUUGUAUGCUUUCAUUUCAACCGUUGGUUUGGUCUUCCUACCAUUAAGUGCGCUAAAUUUUAACCUGUACGAGUGAAGUGUAUAUUCUUUGAGGUGUGCAUAUGUAUCAUCACGGAU